CAACAAAACAAAUCAGACUAUCUUUGUGGUCAGUCUGUCCUCACCACAAAUGUAACAGGAGUUUAGAAAUUGCAUGUGAAUGUAGCAAUUCAAUUUUAUUUAUAUAGUGCCAAUUCAUAACAGACGUUAUCUCAUUGCACUUUUCCUAUAGAGCAGGUCUAGGCCAUACUCUUAACUAGCACUGUGUGCCACACCUUCUGGAAGGAUCAUAUAAACAUUCAUGGUCCUGCCACCUUCCAAAUUUGAUCUAUAGCCAUUUCUCUAAGCAAGACUGGAGGAGAACUGGAGGAUGAAUGUCUCCCCACAUUCACAAACACACAGCAGCACCGUUUACAACCAGGUGGAAUUCCAUGGGGGGAGUUUGAAUAAAACUUUGCUCAGACCUCUGGAUCUGCACACUGACUUCUCCUCCCUCAAACAGUAAAAGGUGUCAAUUUGGAUACUUGCCAGACAAGACCAGAACUUUCCACCCCAAAGGAAAGACAUGUCAUGUCAUGCUAAUAGAACAACAGCAAAAUUUAAAGACAAUAAAUUGACUCUCUGGAUUAGUUUAACUCAAGGAGAAGAGAGUAAAAACAACAUCUCCUCCUCCCUUAUCUGUCUCACACACACAUGCAUAUAAACACAUUCUUUCUUCUCUUACCCCCUGAUGUGGCCUGAGAUUUGAGAGGUUUGCCAGUCGCCUAUCAUAAAAUUUGAAAGUACAUUCUUAAGUGAAGUAACUGAUAUUCUUGCUUUGUAACCCAAGUUUGAAUUAAUGUGAAUUAGCUAUCUAACCAAUCAGUAACCAUGCACGUUUCCUUGAUGUGUAACUUUUAUUUUUGUAGUUCAUGAAAUGAGCAAGUUAAUAAUUCAGGGAUUUACCCUCUUGUUUCCCAGGUGACAGCAUUGCCACCUACUGACCAACAGAGAAGUCUCUAAAAAAAAAAUUUAAAAUUGUUUAAACUUGUGCCACUUAGUAGUGUUAAAAAUUUCUGUUUAGACAGUUAAAGUUAAUUAAGACCUCAGGUAACUGAUUUAAUAAUCUGCUGAAAAAGUUGUUGGUUGAAAAAAUUCUCUUUAAAUAUUUUCUAACCACUGAUUGUAUGGCCUUAGUGAUGUUUGAGUAUGUUAUAUUUUGCGCAUAAAACAAAUUAAAUUCACUUGAGUCAGAAAAACAUAAAGAGCCAUAUUAAAAGUUUCAAACAAAGGAAUAGAGUUUUGAAACGAAAGCCCUCCUCCACGCCUAAAACUCCGCGUACUUUGGCAAGCUGACAAAAUCAACCUCACCUUUGAACUCAACGGUUGUUUUAUUUUACAUUAGUUUCUUAACACGUAUUCCUUGACGUUUUCUUUUCCUCACCUGAAGUCCGUUCACAAUUUAACCUUUUUCCAAUCAAGCAUUUUAAUACCUCAGUAUUAAACUGAAGAGUUGUUUCUUUUGACUUUUAUAUUUCUGUAACUUUACUACUAAGCCUCGCGAUUUUUAUAGCACAUGAUUUCCUUUUCAAAGUUACAAGGCUAGCUGAAGAUGUUAGUGUAGCCAGAGAUAUUUUAUUCGACAAGCCACAAUAUCACAGACUCGACAGAAGCCACCCUGACUUCUGUCACCAACUUUGAAAGAAAAUACUUUCUGAAAGAAGCCUGGACAACGUCUGUGUUCUAACACAACAAAAGGUUUGAGCUGAAGAAACUUUGAGUCCUGCAUCUCCCAGAGAACUGUGUCAGCAGCAUCUUGGCCUGGACCUUUGCCGUCUGCCCUGAAAUGAGAUCGCCAGACCGGCCAGGAGACCUCAUCAGCUCGGUGACCAACUGCUUUCAUGGAAUCACUGACCAAUUUAAGCUGCUCGCCUGCCCAGCUCCUCACCUGCACCGCUGCCCAGCUGCUCGCCUGCCCAGCUGCUCGCCUGCUCCGCUGCUGUCUCCAGUCCCUGCUGGAUCGCAGCAGCUCCCUGUCCCAGGACUCUGCUGGAUCGCAGCAGCUCCCCGUCCAAGGACUCCCUGCUGGAUCGCAGCAGCUCCUCAUCCCAGGACUCCCUGCUGGAUCGCAGCAGCCCCCAGUUCCUGGACUCUUUGCUGGAUCGCAGCAGCUCCCAGUUCCUGGGCGCCCUGCUGGAUUGCAGCGGCCUCCGGGACUCCCUGCUGGAUCGCAGUCGGCUCCUUUCCUGGCUGGAUCACAGCAGCACCAAACUGUUGUCGCCGCUGGAUCGCAGUCGCCUCCUUUCCCGGCUGGAUCGCAGCAGCACCAACCCCUUGUCUCCGCUGGAUCGCAGCAGCACCAAUCCCUCAUCACCACUGGAUCGCAGUUGCCUCCUUUCCCGGCUAGAUCGCAGCAGCACCAACCCCUUGUUGCCGCUGGAUCGCAGUCGCCUCUUUUCCUGGUUGGAUCACAGCAGCACCGAUCCCUUGUCGCCGCUGGAUCGCAGUCGCCUUCUGUUCUGGUUGGAUCGCAGCAACAGCCAUCCCUAGUCGCCGCUGGAUCGCAGCAGCACCAAUCCCUCCCAGAUGGUUUUGACACUAGACCGUAUGGCCUGAUUUUACUGGCCUGGGAUUCGGGGAGACGUUCACCAGACUUGUCCUGAAUGCCAGAUGGUUACCAGCUAGCCAUCCCGAGAGCACCUUUGCGUCCAUUGUCACUUAUGGAGGUCCCAUUUGAGCGCAUUGGUAUGGACCUCAUCAGGCCAUUUUACCAGAAUGCACGCGGAUAUCGCUUUGUGUUCUGGUAGAUUACGCAACGUGAUAUCCGAAAGCAUCUGCACAUCAUCUCUGCAAAGAGCACGGCACAGGCACUGUUUCAGGUCAUCUCUUGAGUCGGGAUCUUGAAAGAGAUCCUGACUGACCAGGGCACACAGUAUGCUCACAGUAUAUGUACUCGGCUCUUCCCUUCAACCCUGUGGUACUUUGCUACGGCCAAAUCCUGACCUCGUUCAGCAUUCUAGUUUGCUAAUUUUUUCCCUGUCUGACUCUGCCUGUCUCUGCUCCAGAUCCAGAUCCAGAUCUUCAACUUACUAAUCAAGUUUCACGGCUAACUACUCAACUCUUUUCUCAAGCCCAGGUGGCACCCCCUACACAGGCUGCUCCGCUGAAUCCACUGCCAGCAUCGCCACCACUCGGAUUCCUACGCUCCUGAUCCUGACCCCUUUGCUGGAGACUUAACUGAAUUUAGAGGGUUCCUUUUACAAUGCUCUCUGGUAUUCAGUCAACGACCCCUCACUUUUUCUUUAAACCAGUCCAAGGUACAUUACAUUAUGGGAUUACUGAGAGGAAGAGCGUUAGCCUGGGCAGAAGCAGCCCGUCUUACGCCGGCGGAGCAUUUCUGCAGAAUAAGAGCCAGUGAGUGUAUUUACUGCGGUCAGAAAGGACAGUUUCUGGUCGGUGAGUUUUCUGGGAUCAUUGAGAGCGGGCAGGAAGACGGACCCCAAAAAGAUUAAAGUGGUGGUAGAGUGGCCAACCCCUACCACACGUAAGCAACUGCAACUGUUUUCUGGGGUUUGCCAACUUUUUCUGAUGUUUUAUCACGGACUAUAGCAAAGUUGCAGGUCCUCUCACGAGACUGACCUCAUCCUCCAUUACCUUUACCUGGAACUCUGAAGCAGACUUAGCCUUAGCUAAACUUAAGGACCUUUUUACCUCAACCCCCAUCUUGAUCCAGCCCGACCCCUUACAUCAGUUCACGAUUGAAGUGGAUACCUCUGACAUAGGGGUAGGGGCUGUGCUCUCCUAGCAUUCGGCCUCUGACCAGAAACUCCAUCCCUGUGCCUUCUUCUCCCCUCGCCACUUCCAGGCAGAACAGAAUUAUGACAUAGGUAACGGAACUACUGGCGAUCAAGUUAGCAUUGGAGGAGUAGAGGCACUGGUUGAAGGGGGCAGAGCAACCCUUUGUAGUGUGGACUGAUCACAAGAACUUAGCUUACAUCCAGUCAGCUAAAAGACUCAACUCCUGUCAAGCACAUUGGGCAUUGUUUUUUGGACGCUUUAACUUCACUUCACUUACAGACCUGGGUCCAAAAAUAUUAAGCCCUCUCCAAUGGUAUUGACACAAUAGCAUUGUGUCAAUACCUCUCCCAAGACAACACCUCCGGACCAGACACUAUCCUUCCCCCUACCUGUGUUUUGGCAGCCGUCACCUGGGAGAUCGAGUCGGCAAUAAGAGGACAAGCGGAACCAGCCAGAUCCCAGUAAUGUCCACCUAAUCGUCUGUUUGUCCCUGACUCUGCUUGUUCCCAGGUUCUCCAGUGGGCGCAAUUCCCGCUUUGCCUGUCACCCUGGGAUAACCCGUACUCUCUCCCUGCUCAAACAACACUUCUGGUGGUCGACUAUGGAGGCAGAUACCCGUUCCUUCGUAUCUGCCUGCACCGUUUGUGCCCGUGGAAAAUCCACCCAUCAACCACAGCUAGUCUGCUACGCCCUCUACCUAUCCCUAGCUGUCCGUGGUCCCACAUUGAUCUGGAUUUUAUCACCGGUCUAUCCCCCUCUCAAGGUAAUAACACCAUCCUCACUGUUGUAGAUCGCUUUUCCAAGGCUGUUCAUUUCGUGGCACUUUCCAAACUCCCCUCAGCUCAAGAGACUGCUAACCUCCUGGUACAAUACGUGUUCCGCCUCCACGGCAUCUCACUAGAUAUUGUCUCCAACCGGGGGCCCCAAUUCAUCUCGCAGGUUUGGAAGGCAUUUUGCCAAGCUCUCGGGGCAUCUCUCUUUUCCAGUUUUCACCCUCAGACCAACAGCCAGACUGAGAAAGCUAACCAGGACCUCGAAGCUGCCCUCUGAUGUGUGGCAGCUACCAACCCCUCCUCCUAGAUCGAUCAAUUCACCUGGGCCGACCGAGUAUGCACACAACUCCCUAACUAGUUCAGCUUCUGGAUUAACUCCUUUCAAGUCUUCUCUACUAGCUACCGCUGUUUCCCUCCCAGGAAAGCGAGCUAGCGGUCCCAUCAACACCUCCUCCGAUGAUCCCACAAGAUUUGGAGAGAGACUCAUGCAGCCCUUCUCCAGUCAGCCGAAACCAACCGGCGCAUCACAGAUCGUCAUCAGACUCCAGCUCCACCAUACAAACCAGCAAACAGACCCAGGUCCAGACCAUCCAGGUGCUCUCAGUGUUGCAGAACUACAUGCCAGCAGUUGGAUCUGAUGUCUAGAGCCUUUUGGCUCAUCUGUCAGAAAUUAGGUGUACACAGUGACAAUUUGUAAACUGUUUCAGAUGGUGAUUUUUAUCAUGUGGAUAAAAUGCAAUGAUGUUGAUUUAAGGUUUUUAAUAGUGUUUGAUUUUUAUUAGGUCAAGGAGCAACACACACUAGUAGCUAUUGAAUUGUUAGAAAGGUUCGCACACUCAGUAGCACAAAAUCUUCAGAAUGAGUCGGGUUUACAAAACGAUUUAACUGAAAAUGAUUUGAAUGAAAACGACACAGCCACUACAACCCUCGAGACAGAUUACAGAUGAAUAUAUUGGCUCAACAAAUGUUUCCCGGACGAAAAGCCUUUUUAUUAGAAAGUUUUGAAGAUGCUACCAAAGGUCCUCACGGGUAUUUAAUCAUCGAUCUCACACCCAGCUGCCCAGAACAAUACAGACUAAGGACAGGAAUACUCCCCCAUCAGUGGCUCGUCAUCUAUCUACCUAAAUCCAAGUCUUGAUCCAGCAUGUUGGUGCGUUUAAAAAGAAACGCACCUUUACUGCAUGCUUUUAUGUCACGACACAAACAUUCCCCUGACCUCGGCUCAAUAUAAAAAACUCAGAAAACAAAAGAAAAUUAUCAGGUUGCUGGCCAAUAAAAAAACAACAACUUAAAAACCAAACAUCAGGCCAGCGGUGGUGUCAAUGUUUGGAGAGCUGCUAGGGCUUAUUAGAAGAUAAAUCAUGAGUCAUAAGAUGUUUUUGAUUUCGCCACAACAGCUAAACCAUCUGAGUCAGUUGGUAGCUUCUGCUCCCAGCAAAACGAUGUGACGUACGGCAGAAAAUGAUUUGGAUGUAAAAAUUAGGGAUGUGUUAAAUGAAAAGGGUUUGAACGCCCAUGAUAAAAUUAAAAACUACAACGCUCUGCUGCAAAGAUACCUAGCUUUACUCAAACAAGAUGAGAAAGAUGACUGUCUUAUCACUUUGACUCUAACCCAAGAAUCUGGGGAACAAGAAAAUCAGCGAGAAGACAAACAAUUAACGUUGGAUGAAACUGCUAGCGAGGUGCUGCAAAACCUACCUAUUUGCUACCGUAACAAUGCAGAGUACAUUAUGAAGAAAUUAACCAAGAGUGGAUGGGCUCCCUUUGGAGAGAUUGUUCAUACAGGAGAGAUUGCCAAAGGCUCACACCUGCUAGCCCUGUUUAAAAAUCUCUCCGUCACGCUUAAAAAAUCCCAGUGAUGGACGGGGUUUCUAAAUACUUUACGGAAGCUCAACAUCCCUUCAUCCUUGAUGAGUAACCCCCGUGCUCGCGAGCAAUAUCAUAAACUUCAAAAGGGAGGACCGCGUUGGAAUGAAAAAACAGACACCCUAAGCACAGCGUUGGGACGAUGAGAUGGAAACAUUACCCCCGCCGUUAAGAUCAGGAAAACGAAAGAAACAUAUACCUUUAUCCCCUAGCUGGCUUUAUUUGAAUA
Messenger RNA from Siniperca chuatsi (mandarin fish), 6564 nucleotides. Its product is annotated as cadherin-related family member 5-like. Lineage: Eukaryota; Metazoa; Chordata; Actinopteri; Centrarchiformes; Sinipercidae. The record is from RefSeq and is a predicted model, not a curated record. The transcript is spliced from 3 exons. Bases 1800 to 2561 code for a protein of 253 amino acids.